GAGGCGUGGGAGCGAGGGGCACGGAGGACGCGGGCCCGGACUGCGGGGGCAGCUUGAGGGAGACCGACGGGCGGCUUAGAAGCCGGCAGGAAUUCGGAUGCGGGUUGAGUUCGGAAUGGAGUGGAGAUGAUGCCCAAACACGCAGCUGACUGCCAUCCAUUCCUUUUAGUGCCAUGUUCUUGAUUCAUCCUUUUAAAGGGGUUUAGAGUGGCAGUGUGACACACAAACCGUUCUUCAGUAUGAAACGUUAGAAGUUAUCCCUAAGAGACACAGUGUCCCCUUGUCCUGCAGUUUUCAGUUCAAGAAUCCUAAUGCACCUGGCUGACUGACUGGUGGUGAGCAGGGGCUUUGGGGCCAACGUGGUGGGCUUCCCAAGGAAACCCCUUUGAAACCAAUGGAUGCAUUCACGGGCUCGGGUCUCAAGAGGAAGUUUGAUGAUGUGGAUGUGGGUUCAUCAGUUUCCAACUCCGAUGAUGAGAUCUCCAGCAGUGACAGCGCUGACAGCUGCGACAGCCUCAAUCCUCCCACAACUGCCAGCUUCACACCCACAUCCAUCCUGAAGCGGCAGAAGCAGCUGCGGAGGAAGAAUGUGCGCUUUGACCAGGUGACUGUGUACUACUUUGCCCGGCGCCAGGGUUUCACCAGCGUGCCCAGCCAGGGCGGCAGCUCUCUGGGCAUGGCCCAGCGCCAUAACUCUGUACGCAGCUACACGCUCUGUGAGUUUGCUCAGGAGCAGGAGGUGAACCAUCGGGAGAUUCUUCGUGAACACCUGAAGGAGGAGAAACUCCACGCCAAGAAGAUGAAGCUGACCAAGAACGGGACAGUGGAGUCGGUGGAGGCCGACUGCCUGACAUUGGAUGAUGUUUCAGAUGAAGAUAUUGAUGUGGAAAACGUGGAGGUGGAUGAUUACUUCUUCCUGCAGCCUCUGCCCACCAAACGGCGACGGGCCCUGCUGAGGGCUUCUGGGGUCCACCGCAUUGAUGCUGAAGAGAAGCAAGAACUUCGAGCCAUCCGACUGUCGCGGGAAGAGUGUGGUUGUGACUGUCGACUGUAUUGUGACCCGGAAGCGUGUGCCUGUAGCCAGGCUGGGAUUAAAUGCCAGGUGGAUCGCAUGUCCUUUCCAUGUGGCUGCUCCCGGGACGGCUGUGGGAACAUGGCUGGGCGCAUUGAAUUCAACCCGAUCCGGGUCCGGACUCAUUACCUCCACACCAUCAUGAAGCUGGAGCUGGAGAGCAAGCGGCAGGUGAGCCGCCCGCCAGCCCCAGACGAGGAGCCCUCCCCCGCUGCCAGCUGCAGCCUGGCGGCAACACAGGGCUCAGAGACACAGGACUUCCAGGAGUUCAUCGCUGAGAAUGAGACGGCGGUGCUGCACCUGCAGAGUGCAGAGGAGCUGGAGCGGCUCCAGGCCGAGGAGGACUCGAGUGGCUCCAGUGCCAGCCUGGACUCCAGCAUAGAGAGCCUGGGCGUGUGCAUCCUGGAGGAGCCCCUGGCUGUUCCCGAAGAGCUGUGCCCAGGCCUGACAGCCCCCAUCCUCAUCCAGGCUCAGCUGCCCCCAGGCUCCUCCGUGCUGUGUUUUGCUGAGAACUCGGACCAGCCAACUGCCUCAGCCGUGAACAACCCAUCCUACUUGAACAGUGGGCCCCUGGUCUACUACCAGGUGGAGCAGAGGCCAGUCCUGGGGGUGAAAGGAGAGCCUGGUACGGAAGAAGUCCCGCCCUCGUUCCCCAAGGAGAAGGAUCUGAGUGUCUUCUCUCUCCCGGUUACCUCACUGGUGGCUUGUGGCCCCACAGACCCGGCUGCCCUCUGUAAGUCAGAGGUGGGGAAAACAUCCACUCUAGAAGCGCUAGUGCCCGAAGAUCGUAACCCCGAGGAGCCUGAGGAUGAAGACUUCCGCCCCUCUUGGUCCCCCUCAAACCUCCCCUUGCGCACGGACAAUGACGAGGGCUGUGUGGUGGAGAAGACUGCACAGCAGAGUGAGGACCGGCCCCCUGAAGAGCCUUCCCUGGAGCUCCCUCUGGCAGUGUGACACGGGGAUGGAGAUUAUGCCUCUUACCCAUUCUCUAUUUAUUCCCUUAUUUUAUCUAACACCAUUUCAAAAACAAAACUGUAGAAGCA
Molecule: messenger RNA, 2115 nt
Organism: Kogia breviceps (pygmy sperm whale)
Lineage: Eukaryota; Metazoa; Chordata; Mammalia; Artiodactyla; Physeteridae
Source: RefSeq, a predicted model, not a curated record